Messenger RNA from Spinacia oleracea (spinach), 1829 nucleotides. Its product is annotated as WUSCHEL-related homeobox 1. The transcript has 4 exons. Gene Ontology annotation, molecular function: DNA binding; DNA-binding transcription factor activity. Gene Ontology annotation, biological process: plant organ development. Lineage: Eukaryota; Viridiplantae; Streptophyta; Magnoliopsida; Caryophyllales; Amaranthaceae. The coding region runs from base 434 to 1585 and encodes 383 amino acids. The record is from RefSeq and is a predicted model, not a curated record.
UUCUUCUCAAAAAAUACAUUUAAACUUACUUUCAAUUAAAGUUACGCAUUGAUAACCAUAAUAUUCGAUCCGAGUAGUGCAAUUAGAAAAAGUGGGGGGAAGUAAAACUUUUGCUUGUAGUCAACUUGUAUUAUUGUCUCUACAUUCUUUAACAAUUUUUUACCCUUUUUAGCAAUUCAAAACUCACAUAACAUACUCUUCACCUUCAUUCUAACCAUCUCUUCUCUUUCUACUAUUUCAAGUGAUCCAUCUCUUUCACUUACCCUUGCACAAUUUUCAAUUUUUAUUCUAAAUACUACCUAUUUUUAUAUUAUGCACAAUUUUCCAUUUUAUAUAUUAUUCUCUCUUUAAAAGAGUAAAAACUACUUGGGGUAUUUUCACUUACAUUAUAUUGGUGCAUUCUUUCUUCAUUCUCUCAACACAAAACUAGACUAUGAUGGGUUAUAAUGAAGUAGCUAACCAAGAUCUUAACUUAGGAGAUCCUUUCAAAGGCAGUCGUAAACUUCGACCUCUCGUUCCUAGACCUUAUCUAUCAUCUCCUCCUAAUCACCAUAAUGUUAACACUACUUGUUUAACUGGUUUCCAUAACCCUACAAGUCAUCAUCAUCUUUUCUCCUUCAACAACACCGCCGCCACUCUCAACCACCACCACAACCACCACCCCCACUUUGUGGGACCAGAAGAAGGUAAAGAGACGGUUGGAACACAUCAAGUGAUGGUGAGCUCAAGGUGGAACCCUACACCGGAGCAGUUAAGGGCCUUAGAGGAGUUGUACCGGCGGGGGACUCGAACACCAUCGGCCGAUCAAAUUCAACACAUUACAGCUCAACUUCGCCGGUAUGGUAAGAUAGAGGGCAAAAAUGUAUUUUACUGGUUUCAAAAUCAUAAGGCACGGGAACGCCAAAAACGUCGUCGUCAGCUUCAACUCCCUCUUCCACCUUCUUCUGGAAGUAGUAGUGGAGGAAACAGGAUAGGCUUUGAAGUUGAGCAAAAGAGCUCCAAAUGGGCACCUUCCUCAACAAACAAGGAAGAGGAUCAUUCUGAUCCAGCAACACAAAUAGCAGAAGAAACAGGAUUAUCUAAAGCAACAGCAACAACAGAAAUGAUGAUCCAAUUCCAUCAAUCUCCAGAAUUCCAACAUAAUCAUAACAUUAAUCAUAACAACAUCAUGACUAACAAUUUUAAUAUUAAUUCCACUGCUGCAACAAAUUUAUUAUUUGCAGCAGAAAAGAAUUCCACGUGGCAAACUCAUAAUAAUAAUAAUAUGAUGGUCCAACCCUCGUCUUGUUCUUGUUGUUGUUACCCUUCUCCACCACCUCCUUCCCUUCCAUUAUUUUCUCUGUCCUCUAAACCUAAUUACAACUCUUCCUCAAAUAUUAUCACCGCCUCUAAAGGUGGUAACAACCUCUUCGGCCGCCUCGGCGAAAGCCCGAGUGCGUCAUCUUCUCCUACACUUCAGUUGUUCCCGGUUGAAAAAGACGACGAUGAAGAUGAAGAUGAAGAUGAAGAUAAUUCAUGUGUUACCUGUAACGAUGACAAGGCCAUGCCCAGCAACAAUCCUUUUCCCUAUUACGAGUUUCUUUAAUUCUUUAAAUGCGACUGUUGCAUGGAGGAGGAGAUACAUCAGACUAAGCUAUCAGAGUUGCAUGUUGUAUUUAAUGGUUUUUUUUUAUUUCUAUUUAUAGUAGUUUUAGUAAUUAAUUUAAUUACUGUGGGAAAGUCACGUGAUGACGUUACUACUUCAUUUUGAAGUGACAAUUUCAGAAGCCUUUUUGUAGUAACUUACUGAUUUAUCACAUUUAUGGUGCAAUUUAAUUAAUUACGGAGUA